CCCUAAGUUAGAUGUGACUAGUAACCAAAGUCCAUACAACAUUUCGUGGAAAGCCGUUUAAUAGUUGUUGAGAUAUUUCAGUCUUGACCAAAUUGGUGGACCAACUGACAGACAGACAUUGUAAUUCUAGCACGGCGUAAAACUUGGGAAACUACAGGUCAUAAUAUGCCAUCCCCAAAAAGAAACAAAAAAGAUAGACAAUAAAAAAUACAACUAUACACAUAGACUAUACAUGGCAUCAGUAUGAACAGGAUCAAAGGAUGUCAAUGACACAGGCAUCAUUAAUUCUAAAAAUCGUCAUUAGUUCAACCUUUCUGUGGCUGUGCACCUGCUGAUUUGAUGAACUCAGUGACAUAUUAAUUAAACUUAUUAAUCAUUACAACUUUGUUUUUUCUGAGAAAAUCAUGUCAUGUCAUCUUCCUUUUUGCACAUGUGCGUGGAUGUCAGUCUGGCAUGCCUAAAGUUGAAGGUUCUUAUUACAUAACAUAAACUUUGACUUGUCAGUAUUUACUUUUAGCUUCACCAGAUAGGUUUUCUCUUUCUUUUACUAGACCAAAAGCUACAGUACCUUUUUUACCUUUUAACUUGUCAUGUCAGGUCAUGUAGUGUCACUAUUAUGACCAGUAAUAACUACAUUUGAUCAUAUAUUAAUCCAUUUUAUUAUUAUGAUGACACCACAAAUUGUUUUACUUGAUUGUAGAUAAGAUUAAAAAAUGGCAACUUUACUGUUUUAUGCUUUUAAUCAAAUUGAUAUAUUCAUCACUGUACAUGUAUUUAUGCCCUUUUUAUUUAUCCCCUUCAUUGUAUUCCUCCUAAAUGUCCUGAACCUCCUAUGUAGUGCCUGGCUUCACCACUAGGCUGUACUCUAUACAACUAAAUAUGAGCUGCAAGCACUGCAAUGCCACUGAAAACUCACUGCUUCCAAAAGUGUAAACCAAAGCCAUAAUGUAGAAAACAUGAAUAUACAAUAUUAACAUGCCUAUUCUCAUUAAAAUCACAGUUGAUCUACAUUAACUAUUGGUUGAAGGGAGACGGAUGCAGGAGAAGGCUACAUUCCUGUCUGAAUGCACCUGAAACAAGAUUGGUGAUGAAAGACAUGGAAAAUACUCUGUGCCAAAUGCACAAUGCUGGAUGCAAGUAUAUUCAGAAAGGGAAAGUGGUAAACAUUUCCUUCACUGUUGCUGUGCAGGAAUGUGAAGGCUCUUAAUCUUAAUCCUGGGAAUUUGUGAGGGAACAAAGCUGAUUGGGUGACCUGCUGCCUGGCUGCCUGAACCCCCCACCAGUUACUGGACUAAUAGAGCAUUCCCUGACACACAUUUACACUGAGACCCACUGUACCACUGUAUUGUCAUCAUUAAAGGAGUAGUGCGACAUUCAGGGAUAUAAGCUUAGAUGAGAAGAUUGAUACUAUCUGUAAUUCCUGAAGUAACAACCAGUUGCUUGUUAGCUUAGCUUAGCAUAAAGACUGGAAAAGGGGAGACAAAGGUGUUUCUCUCCUGGAAACUUCAUAAUGAUGAAAGAAAACAUAACUUUUGUUUUUAUGCUUGCUGUUUUACUUAAUUUCCAGUCUUUGCACUAAAAUAAGCUAGACUAACUGUCCCAUAUUCUGAAACUUACUUUAAAGCCAAAGUUAAAUAGAUUUUCCUUUUCAUGACAUGGAUUUCAUAGUCUUUUGCACUACUUUAACUGUCUCUUGAGCAUUUCUUGGCCACUUUUAACUUGUAUGAUUAAUGUAUCAAAGGCACAUUUGACCUUCGCAACACCAACUAGAUUGCUUUACACUGUGAAAAAACUAAAAGUUGCAUUUUAGUGGAAACGGCAACAAGCAUCUGAUAUUUUACCUUGUGAGUAAAAAAAAAUAAAAAUCCACUGUGCAUGGUUUGGUGUUACUAAUCUGUCUGCCCCCACCUCCACCUCCUCCCUGUUCUGUCCCCCUCCUGGACUGGCUGGCAUGCGCCUGGAAUAAAAAUGUGUGAGGCCUUUUGUCCUGUUGGUUCGGUGGAACAGCUCUACCCUCAGACAGGAGAAUAGGAGCUCGGUGAGAAAAGGUCGUUCUUCUCUCAAAAGAGGAGAGCAACAUGGCUGCUUGAAUAGGAGCAGAAGAAGAAGAAGAAGAAAGAGGAAGACCCUCAGUCCCUUCAACCUGGAGAUGCACUUGAAGACAAAUGGGGUCAGAGCUGUCUUUGGAAAGCAGUUUUCUCUUUGAUAUGGAUUCAGCCUGCAGCUCCUGACGUUUACUGAGCAGAAAGGAUAGCAGAGAGGAGAGGACGCUGGUGCAGUUUACAUACAGGCUGGUAGAUAGACCAGUACACUCACAAUCAGUUCAGGAUGGUAGAAGCAGCCGAGGACAGAGAGACGAUGACCAGCCAGCAGGCUCUGUGUGACCCUGAGCAGAAGACCAGCAAACGCAUCUCCACUCUCAAAUUGUUCAUUAUAGCGCUGUCCUUCGCCUAUUUCUCCAAGGCCCUGACAGGGACCUACAUGAAGAGCUCCAUCACUCAGAUUGAGAGACGAUUUGACCUCUCCAGCACGCACAUUGGACUCAUAGAUGGCAGUUUUGAAAUGGGCAACUUGUUAUUUCUAGCCGUGGUCAGCCAUUUUGGUGCAAAGCUUCAUCGGCCCAGACUCAUUGCUGUGGGCUGUUUCCUGAUGGCUGUGGGGGCCUUUCUCACCGGCCUGACACACUUCUUCAUGGGGCGCUACAAGUACGACACAAUCAUCCAGGCUUUCCAGAAUGACUCUGUGAACAUCGCUGCCUGUGUGGAAACACAAGAUGUGCCCGAAAUUCAGAUUGAGCCCUCUAUGGAAGACAGCAAAGUCUGUGUGAAAGAGUCUAGUUCACACAUGUGGAUCUAUGUGUUCCUGGGGAACGCACUGCGGGGGAUUGGAGAAACCCCAGUCACACCUCUGGGCAUCUCCUACAUCGAUGAUUUUGCUAAAGCUGAAAACUCUCCCUUCUACAUAGCUUGUCUCCAGACUAUUACUCUCCUGGGCCCCAUGUUUGGUUUCCUCCUGGGCUCCUACUGUGCCAAACUAUACGUUGACAUUGGCUAUGUUGAUAUGGAGAGUGUGACCAUCACCCCUAAAGAUGCCCGCUGGGUGGGUGCCUGGUGGUUGGGCUUCCUGGUGUCCUCCGGCCUCUUGCUCAUCUCCAGCAUUCCCUUCUGGUUCCUGCCCCGCUCGCUGCCCAAGCAGGGGGGAGAUAAGGUCAAGCAGACACCUGUCCAAGAAAUUCUGGAUGGGACAGAGGAUGCCCUCAACAACAACCACAACCUCAAGCUAACUGAAAUCGCAAAAGGAUUUCUUCCCUCGCUAAAGCGUCUGUUGGGAACUCCUGCCUACUUCCUGCUUCUUUGUGGCAGCAUCCUGAAGUUCAACUCCUUCAUUGGCCUGUUCACCUUCAAAGCCAAAUACAUGGAGCAACAGUUUGGACAGUCCGCAUCCAGAGCCAACUUCCUCAUAGGUGUGGUGAACCUACCAGCAGUGGCAGUGGGGAUCUUCCUGGGAGGGCUGCUGAUGAAGAGGUAUAAACUGAGCGUGGUGUCCGGGGCUCAGCUCUCUUUUUGCACGUCCUUCAUGGCGUACCUCCUCUUACUGCUGCAGUUUGGCACCAAGUGUGACAACAUUCCCGUGGCAGGGCUCACCAUCUCCUACAACGGGUCAGCGCUGAGACAUGAAUGGACAAAGAGUGUAUCGUACAACAGUGAAAUGCUCUUCUCAGAGUGUAACAGAGACUGCUCAUGUUCAGCAGAGGAGUGGGACCCCGUGUGUUCAGACAGUGGCAUCACCUACAUUUCUCCGUGUAUGGCUGGCUGCCUGAACUCCAGUGGAUAUGGCAAGAACACAGUUUUUCACAACUGCAGCUGUGUGUCCGCCUCCUACCCAGCAGGCAGCAGCAUGUCAGUGAAGCUAGGCCAGUGCCCCCAUGCCAAGGACUGCAGCCGGAGUUUCACCUCCUACAUGGCUGUGUCUGUCCUCAGCUCCUUCAUCAACUCUCUGGGAGCCACUCCUGGCUACAUGGUCAUUAUACGAUGUAUCUCACCAGAGCUCAAAUCCCUUGCGCUGGGUAUGCAGGCCUUGGUCACUAGGACUCUUGGUGGAAUUCCUGCACCAGUAUAUUUCGGAGCCCUGAUUGACUCAACUUGCCUGAAAUGGUCGCUCAAGAAAUGUGGCGGCAGAGGAGCGUGUCGCAUUUAUGACGCUGAUACGUACAGGACCAUCUUCCUGGGUCUGAUCACUUGUCUCAGUGGUUCUUCCUAUUUCUUCAUCAUUGCCGUUAUAAUCCUCCUCAGACGCCAGUUCCGGAAGUCUGAGCAAGAAACAGAGACACAACGAUCAAAAGCUUCAAAGGAAAUUGAACUUCGGACCCCAUCAAACCCCAAUGAGGUCCAGCCUAGUGCUCCUAAAACUCCCAAGCUCUCUCUUGCCCCCAGAGUUUGCACAAAGAUCCUGACAGAACCGGAGCAGGGAGGGGAAGUUCACAGUAUAAAGCAGCCCCCACCCUCCAGUUAUAACACACUGGAGACCACUGCUGAGUUAACUCCUCGUAGUCAUGGAGCUAAGAUAGAGAUGGACGGGCUGACAUCAGAGGAGGAGAUGAAAGAUGGAAAAGUCUGUGAGGAGAACAAUGCACAGGUGAAAGAAGAUGAGCUGGAUCAUCACAUCAGCGACAAGAAUGAGUCAGAGAAAGAAACAGCACAAAGCAGAGAAACUGACAACCAACAAAAAUAAGUCAUUAACAGUGUGGUUUCAACUACAGGGUCAAACACGGCCAAAUGGGACCAUUCCUGAAAUGUUUCCCAGUUAGGUCAAUGGUCAAGAUGGAUUGCAAAUGCGUCUGGGCUAACCUCCUCUAUGCUAACAGUAUUAUUUUCUAUUUUACUGUAUUACAGGAUAGAGCUGUUACAUUACACUUAGUCCUGAAGAGGAAAGGGGCUAACAGUGGUCCGAUUUCCACUUCUGCAUAAUUAAAAUAUAGAAACAUAUCACAAUAUCGAGUGUUAAAAUGGGAAAGUUCUGGAUGUGCGCAGUGACCGAUGAUUCAAUGUGCUGAGACUGUGUAGUGACAAGUUUUGAAUCAUGUGUACAAAUGAUUACAGAUCAGCCCUGCAAGGCCCAAAGUGAACACGAGAGCAAAGUCAUCAGCUAAAACACUGUAAAUGUUUUGUUAAAAUUAAAAGACUUUAAAUUAAAAGGCCUUGGAUGAGUAAUAUUAUUGCCACAUUAUAUUCUGCAUAUCUGAAUAGUCUCAAAAUGUUCCAUGAAACCAUGAAUGAUUUUCAUAAAACCAUGCUAUGGAGACAAAGAAUGAAUGAAAAUUACUGCCCUGUUAGGUUCCUUACUUAUUUGCUAAAAGAGAAAAUUGAG
Scomber scombrus (Atlantic mackerel) is the source of this 5367-nucleotide messenger RNA. Its product is annotated as solute carrier organic anion transporter family member 1C1-like. Bases 2329 to 4731 code for a protein of 800 amino acids. Gene Ontology annotation, biological process: sodium-independent organic anion transport; transmembrane transport. Gene Ontology annotation, cellular component: membrane. NCBI's taxonomy places the organism in Eukaryota, Metazoa, Chordata, Actinopteri, Scombriformes, Scombridae. The transcript has 16 exons. Gene Ontology annotation, molecular function: protein binding. The record is from RefSeq and is a predicted model, not a curated record.